Diversispora eburnea is the source of this 168-nucleotide messenger RNA. The record is from the annotation of a GenBank genome assembly. Lineage: Eukaryota; Fungi; Glomeromycota; Glomeromycetes; Diversisporales; Diversisporaceae.
AUGUUUUUUCGAUUUCAACUCAUUUUUUACAAAAAUAUACGAAAAAUAGGAAAAAAUGUAUGGGAAAAUGUAUGGAAAAAAGCGAAAAAAUUGAGAACAGUGAAAGGAGUGGAAAAACAUUUUCAAAAGAAUGAGAAUAUUAAAAAGAAUGUGAAAGUAGGAGUAAAA